Theobroma cacao (cacao) is the source of this 2357-nucleotide messenger RNA. RefSeq names its product DNAJ heat shock N-terminal domain-containing protein. NCBI's taxonomy places the organism in Eukaryota, Viridiplantae, Streptophyta, Magnoliopsida, Malvales, Malvaceae. The record is from RefSeq and is a predicted model, not a curated record.
UAGUGAUAAGGCGCUGUUUAGCGCAGUUCUAUUUGCCUUCUCGUUCUUUCUGUUUCUGUCCUUUCCUUCUUGCGAAACGGCGUCGUAUCAUUACCUGUUCCCUGAUUGCUUAGCCGAUCCACCAGACUAUUUGCCGAACGUGGAGCAUGAACCACUGCCCAUCUUCUCAGUUCCCUAAACCCAUGGUGGAAAUUGCGAAAGUCCUGGAUUAGACCCUGACAUUGAAGGUUCCAUUAUUGUUUUGAAGCUCUAUAGCUCCCAAAAUAUGGGGAGUAAAAACAAGAAGAAACAUAUAGAUGAGACACCCAGUUCCUCUUCAUCUCCAUCAACCUCAGACUACUCUGAAUCAUCUCCAGAGAGGUGUCACCGGCACCGGAAAGACUGGAGUAGGAAGGAUGGGAGUUCAAGGAGAGAGAAAGAGAGAAAAAGAGAGAAAAGAAAGAGGAAAGAGAAAGAAAGGGAGAGAAAAAGGAGGAAACUGAGGAGAGAGGAUAGAAAGAAGAAGAAAAGGGAUCAUCGGUCUCAGUUGGGUCCUGAUUGUGGGUCUGGGUCUGAUUCUGAGGGUGAUAGAGGGAGGGUUGAGCCACAAGUAGUUGUUGAAGAGAUGUUGAAGGAGUUUCCUAAUGUUGGCAAUGAUUUGAAACAGCUUCUUCAAAUGAUUGAUGAUGGGCAAGCAGUUGACAUAAAGGGCAUAUCUGAAAGGUCAUUGAACACGCAUUUGAAGAAGCUAUUCCUUUCUUUAAACUUAAAGGAAAAUGGUGAUAGAGUCUUUUUACUAUCUUCAAAUGCUCGCCCUACCUUGGAUGUUGUGGGUCACUUGAUUCAGACUCAUACAGAACCUGAAGAGCAACAGCCCAAAAGUUCUGUUUCAGCGAAGGAUGCACCCGCAAUUCCUGAGCAUGCUGAAUGUAGCCAAGUAAUGGAUGAAAAUAAUUUAGAUAGAGAUGAUUCUGCUACUCCUAAAAGAAGGGUGAUUGGCCCUGAAAUGCCCUCAGCCGAGCUACUUGCUGCAGCAGCCAAAUUAACAGAAGCCCAAGCUGAGCUCAGAGAAGCUGAGUUGGAGGAAGAUAAUGAACUAUUUAUCGGACCUCCACCACCUGCUCUGGUUGCUGAGGCUGAAUCUGCAAAUGAAGCAGAGCGUUUUGAAGAGGUCACUAGAAUUAUGGGAGUUGAGGCUGAUUGUCCAUACGAUGUUAUCGGAGCAAACCGAAAUAUGUCUGCUGAUAAUAUAAAGAAAAAGUACUGGAAACUGUCUCUUUUGGUGCAUCCAGACAAAUGUACUCAUCCUCAGGCACACCAAGCAUUUAUUAUUCUCAAUAAAGCUUUCAAGGAGUUACAAGAUCCAGAUAAGAGAAAAGCUAUGGAUGAAAAAAUUAAACUGAAGGAGGAGCAGGAGGAGUUUAAGGCUGAGUUGCGAGCAAUGCGUGAAGCUGCACAAUGGAGAAGAUUGCAAGGUAUAUCAAUGGAGGGUGAUGAUGAGCUCCUGGCAGAAGUGGAGGUUAAAGUGCCACCAAAAAGGGAUGAAUGGAUGACAACACUACCUCCUGAAAGGAAACCUGGUGUGACAAUGCAAUCAACAAGAUUUAGCAAGAGUUCUAAAGAAGGACGUGGUGACACGAGUGGUUGGAUUGAUACUCCUAUGGAGAGAGCCCAAAAAGCAAAGAUGCAUUAUUUGGAAGCCUACAAUGAGGCUGCUGCACUUGCUUCUAAUGAAGAUGAUAAGAAGAGAACCAAUUCAGACGCAGAUUUGGUGGAUAUAUAUAAUAAAGAAAAGCGAUCGAAAUCAUUGGUACAAAAGCAUCAAGAAGAGACCGCAAAGUGUCCAAAGAAGAAAUCCAAGCAACAGGCAGAGAAAGCGGAGUGGGAGGGUAAACAUCCAUGGAAGCCUUGGGAUCGAGAGAAGGACCUUGUUGCCGGAAGGCAGAAUGUAAAGCUUGAUACUGAUAACAUGGCCAAGGGUCUGACUUCCAGAUUUUCAUCCGGAACCUUUCAGAGGAACUUUCUCUAGGCCAUGGAUGUAAUAGUCAUAGCUAAAGCAUCAUCCCACAUUUUACCUAUGUGGCUGUUGUAUUUGCUGUACAUAAUUUAGUGAUGUCUCGACAUUUUUUUCCUUUUAAGACAUCAUAUAGAUGAAACGAAGCUUAAAAGAUAAAAUGGGUGAAAGAAGGCAGGAGGAAGGAGUCCUGUAACAGUAGAAUUUUUUGGCUCCUACGUAAGCACAAUUGAUUAAAGGGGUGCAUGUAAGGCUGGUAAUCCAUAUUAGCCUGUCGUUAUUAUGUUGUGUAAAGAUGAAGCUAUAACAUAUAAAUUGAUUGAUAUGAGCACGACACAAAUAAAUAAUUGAGUUCUUGAUGUAA